Cryptomeria japonica (Japanese cedar) is the source of this 4061-nucleotide messenger RNA. RefSeq names its product pentatricopeptide repeat-containing protein At3g16610. The coding region runs from base 133 to 2259 and encodes 708 amino acids. Gene Ontology annotation, biological process: RNA modification. The transcript is spliced from 4 exons. The record is from RefSeq and is a predicted model, not a curated record. Gene Ontology annotation, molecular function: protein binding; RNA binding. Lineage: Eukaryota; Viridiplantae; Streptophyta; Pinopsida; Cupressales; Cupressaceae.
UUUAAGUAUAACUUAAAUUUCAAUGAAUGCUUAACAGUAGUUUAAAAUGUAAGCGUGGGGUAAAGAAGCAAAUAAAAUUAUCGAAUCUCCAACAAAUGGCCAGAUUUCUUAACUAGUCAAGAGAAAAAUAUCAUGAAAUUCAUGGCAGGACUGGUGCGGGAAGCAUCAAGUAAAUCUAAUCCUGCUUCCUUUAACAAUACGAUUAAAGUUUGUAAGCAGGAGCAUUCAAGGCAAGCUCUGCAGAUUUUUCAUACGCUGGAAGACGUGAUAGAUUCUUCUACUUACAUUUCUCUAUUGCAAGCCUGCUCAAAACACAAGGCAUUGCCAGAGGGCAAAUUAAUACAUGCACAUAUCAAUGUCAGUACCAAUCUUAGGGUUUUAAUGACAGAUCCAAUUAUACAUAACAGUCUAAUCACAAUGUAUGUCAAGUGUGAUGAAUUGGAAUCCGCUCGCAGGGUUUUUGACGAAAUGCAGAGGCGAAACUCCUGCUCGUGGUCUGUGAUGAUUGCGGCUUACGCCAAGCAUGGUUUUUUGGUUCAAGAGGCGCUACUUCUCUUUCGACAAAUGCAGGAAAACUAUGUCAAAUGCAACGAGUUCACGUAUUCCAGUGUUCUUCCCGCAUGCGCCAAAUUGGGAUCUCUGAAAUUGGGAAUGGAGGUUCAUAAACAGGUAAUAGAAAGAGGAUUUCAGUCUGAUCUCGUGGUGGCUAACGCCCUAGUAGAUAUGUAUGCAAAAUGUGGAAGCGUCGAGGACGCACGCCAGGUGUUUGACAAAAUGCCAGAACCGAAUGUUGUAUCGUGGACGGCUAUGAUUGCAGGGUAUUCAAAGCUGGGGAAUCUGAAGGAGGCUCUGAUCCUUUUUCAGAAAAUGCCUUACAAGGAUCAAUUUGCCAGGACAGCCAUGAUUGCAGCAUAUGCAGAGAACGGGAUGGUUGAUGCUGCGUGGAAAUUGUUUGACGAAAUGUCUGAGCGAAACGUAGUCUCGUGGAAUGCUAUGAUUGCGGGAUUUGUGCAAAACAGUCGAAGUGAAGAAGCUAUAAAGCUUUUUAAACAGAUGCAAUUGCUAGGUGUAAGGUCGGACUCCAAAACCUUUGCUAGCAUUCUGCCAUUAUGUGCUGAGUUGGGAGCUCUGGACCAGGGUAUGGAGAUUCAUGAUAAGAUAGUUAGAGGUGGUUAUCAAUUUGAGGUCAUUUUGGUGAAUAUGCUCAUUGACAUGUAUGCAAAAUGCGGCCGGAUAGAGAAGGCUCGUGAACUGCUUGACAACAUGCGACAACCAGAUGUGAUUUCUUGGACAUCACUGAUUACAGGAUAUGCUCAGAAUGGAAGGGGAGAUGAGGCUCUUAAACUUUUUCAGAAAAUGCAAUCAGUAGGCAUCAAGCCGGAUUCAAAUACCUUUUCCAGUGUUCUCUCAGUGUGUGCCAACGUGGCAGCUUUGCAGCAGGGUAUGGGGAUUCAUCGUGAAUUAAUCAGAAAUGGGUUUCAAUGUUAUCUCCCCGUGAUGAAUGCCCUGAUAGACAUGUAUGCAAAAUGUGGAAUUAUGUAUAAGGCAUCUAAGGUAUUUGACAAUAUGCAAAAACGGAAUGUUGUCUCAUGGACAACGAUGAUCGCAGGAUAUGCCUUGCAUGGCUGUGGCAGUGAGGCUCUGAAGCUCUUUGAAGAAAUGAAAGGCUCUGGGAUUAACCCAGAUCAUGUGACUUUAGUUUGUGUUUUGUCUGCCUGUAACCAUGCAGGUCUGGUCGAAGAGGGCUACAAAUACUUCAAUUGCAUGAGUUAUCAAUAUAACAUAACACCCACAAUGGAGCACUAUAGCUGCAUGGUUGACCUUCUUGGCCGAGCUGGGCAUCUGGACAAAGCACAAGAUGUUAUCAACAAAAUGCCAUUAAGGCCCAAUAUAUCUAUAUUGUGCUGUUUGCUUGCUGCCUGUAAAAUACACAACAAUGUAGAGCUGGGAGAACAUGUGGCAGAACACAUCUUGGAGUUGGAUCCUAUAAACCCUGCACCUUAUGUUAUUCUGUCAAACAUCUAUGCUACAGUUGGAAGGUGGGUUGACCUUGAAAAGAUCCGAAAAAUGAUGAAUGAUAGAGGCAUAAAAAAGACGCCUGGAUUGAGCUGGAUUGAAGUUAAUAAACAGGUCCAUUCUUUUGUUGUAGGAGAUGAAUCCCAGCCACAAAUGGAAAUAUAUGGAAAGUUGGAUACAUUGGCUUCAGAUGAGAAUGUUGAUGGGUACAUUCUUGAUGGGUUUAUUGCUAAAUCAUAUUGAUUAGGGAAAUAAAUAUACCACCGUGUGAACAGUUUCCAAUUACACAUGCACUAUUACUGUGUCAUUUAAAACAGCUUGUCAAGUUAUUGAAAUCUAUCGAGUAUGACUGACAGCCAUAUUGCAAUCAUUAUUAAUCUCUACGAUUUCUGUGGAAGAAUCAUUUGUGGGAAAGGAAGUGCAGAGACGUAUUGGAUGAGGUUAAUUGUUUCUUUUGUGGCCUGUAUGGUGUAAUAGACGUUGGAAUUCAAAUCUCUCCUUGCGGCCACAUGAACUUUAAUGAUAGAGCAGCUGCUUAUGGAUGUGAAUGAGUAAACUUGCAGCUACAAUUUUAUGACUUAAUUUUUCUGUUUGAGAUUGCUGCUCAUGUUGCAUGGAGCUCAAAUAUCCCAAAGCCUCCAGGAGAAGCUCUGGCUGCCUGUCAAAUUCCGUAAUAUCUUUCUAUUUGCAUUGGCAGCUGCUUCUUUAUAGGCUACAUGUUCAUUCUACUUCUAAUUGCAGGUGCUCAAUUGAGAGUGACUACCGGCUCCUAUGAUUUGCUGACUAGCGAGGUGUCAUCAAGCUAUGUGGAAAGCAAGCAUGGGUUAAUCAUGAAGCAGGCAACCCCUGAGCACUUUCUAGCCAGUUAACAGUGAAAAUUAGAACUUUGUCCUAGAAAGUGGAAGCAGAAUUUUUGGAGGUUAUUUCUUGAUCUCAUUAAGAAAGAAAGGCAAUGAGCUCUUCGGUUUGCUUAAAAUCAUAGUUGCUGAUUUUGACUGGGCAUUUCUCAGGUUUCUGAAUUUUAAAGGAGCUUUGAACAAAUGAAAUUUGCAUUCCAGUGCUCACAAAAGGGGAUUUCUCGUUAACUUAUCAUGUGAUCACAGCAGGGAAAGGAUGCUGGUGGUUAAAUGAUAUGUCACAGUAGAAGCUUUGCACAGCAUAGUUGAGAGAAAUUAUGUUGGAAAGGGAGGUUUGAGGAGGUAUCUUUAUAAAUCUUCUAGAAAGAAGAUAAGAGGAAUCAGGGUUCAAUAAUUUCAUGUCACUUGCAUCUACACUGAAGUAUGUCAAGAUUUUUAGAAAUGUAUUUGUGGAUGAUGUUGAUUGUUGGAAAUUGGAUCCACGUACUCUAUCAGUUAGAAAGUCUGUGUUGGCAGCCCGUGUUAGUGGCAGAAACAUGGAAUGACAAGAGCCCAAAAUCUCUUGAUUCAAUUUGAUUGCCAAGUGAGCUCCCAGAAUUCCCAUAGGGUUGCUGUGAGCACCUCCUGGAAAAGUGGUUCAGGGACCUUACAAUAUAAAAUGUAAAUGCGUAUGAAUGGAAAAGUGGUUCUGGGAACAUCUGAAUAUAUGUCCAAGCAUUUCAGUAGCACUUUCAUAUCUUUCGUUGCCUGCUAUUGUUUUGAAGGUCUGAUUACCAGCUGGUUUGAAAAACAGAGAAUAUAAGCUCCCGAACUGACUCCAAACUUGUAUGCAUCUAGCUGAAAUGGAUUAACCAGAUUUCAUGAGAACUGUUGAUCAGGGUUGGCUGAAUAGAGUUUAGGGAAUACUAUUGGAAGACUACUGGAAUGGGUGCUUUUAUAUGGUGAAUGCAGGCAGGAUAUCAACUUCCAUUUUUUAUCAGAACAAUUAUUUUAAAGUGAUUGUACCCAUAUAUGAUAAUUCUAUGAAUAAUCAGUUGUAUAUACUACGAUGACCCAUCCAUGCCAUGUGAUAUAGAAGCCACAAAUUGAACUUGUUAUAGCAUGUCUAAUAUAACAGUGCGCAGCUGCAGAGAAUUUUGGCUUCUUGUAUAAAAAUGAGGAUAAGAGUUGCUGUUAAAAUGUUGCCAA